Dendrobium catenatum is the source of this 1773-nucleotide messenger RNA. Its product is annotated as E3 ubiquitin-protein ligase RDUF2-like. The coding region runs from base 344 to 1444 and encodes 366 amino acids. Gene Ontology annotation, molecular function: ubiquitin protein ligase activity. NCBI's taxonomy places the organism in Eukaryota, Viridiplantae, Streptophyta, Magnoliopsida, Asparagales, Orchidaceae. The record is from RefSeq and is a predicted model, not a curated record. Gene Ontology annotation, cellular component: cytoplasm. The transcript has a single exon. Gene Ontology annotation, biological process: protein ubiquitination.
UCUUACGAAAGCAGUCGCAUGCGACGGCUCCGCAGUUGAAGAGCUCAAUAAAACCCUCUCCAUUCCUCAUUGGACAUGGCCAAAUUCUCUGAGUAAUGUUCCUCUCACUUCUUCGUGCUCACCGGAUCGUGGGAAACCCGCCGGCUUGCCCUUAAUUUUGUUUUUUUUUUUUCUUUAAUUACGAGAACUUUUGGUUAAACAGCGGAAAUCCCCGCUGAAAUUUCCAACAAUUUUUGUUUUUUUUUUUAGAUUUUCCAUUGUAGUUUGGCUUAGGGUUUCGCCAUUUUAGUGCCAGAUUUAGGGAAUCAUCCCCUUCCUCUCCACCUCCUACACUUUAUUUUCCAUGUCUUCUCCGAUUCCGACGGCGAUGGCAACGUCGUAUUGGUGCUACAGCUGCAGCCGCUUCGUUAGGGCUUCGCCCAGUGAAUCCAUCUCAUGCCCCGACUGCCACGGCGGAUUCCUUGAAGUGAUCGGCAAUGCUCUUCCGGCUCGUACCGGAGCUCCAAGCGGCGCUCUCCGCCGCAACCGCACAACUUCCUCCAGCGAUGAGUCCUUCCCCACCGCUCGCCGUGUCGAUUUGGGGUCUCGGCGUAACCGCCGUGCCUCCGUUGGCCACGGCUCUCCGUUCAAUCCCGUCAUUGUGCUCCGGGGCUCGGUUGCCGACGUUGACGCUUCGCACUCCAACGAUGGUAGCAACAGUUUUGAGUUUUUCUAUGAUGAUGGCGCAGGCACGGGACUCCGCCCGCUGCCCCAGAGCAUGUCAAAUUUUCUCAUGGGAUCCGGCUUUGAUGAGCUUCUUGAUCAAUUGACGCAGAUCGAAAACAGUCCUAUGGGUGGUGGGAGGAGCUACGAGAACACUCCGGCAUCAAAGUCGGCCAUUGAAUCAUUACCCACAAUUACGAUCACUGAUAACCACAUCGUCACGGAUUCCUACUGUGCAAUUUGCACGGAGGCGCUAGAGCUCGGGGACGAAGCUCAGGAGCUUCCUUGCAAACAUAUCUUUCACCAAGAUUGCAUUCUUCCAUGGCUGUCGUUGAAGAACUCUUGUCCUGUUUGCCGGCACGAACUGCCUACUGAUGUUGAAAGAAGGGGCGGGGAUGUUACAGGGCAGGCUUUGAUGGGCAAUGAGGAUAACUCGGCUGGACUCACGAUUUGGAGGCUUCCUGGUGGUGGUUUUGCGGUGGGUAGGUUUAAUGGUGCCAGGAGGGCUGGAGACCGAGAGCUUCCCGUGGUUUACACUGAGACGAACAGUAGUUUAAGUUCCGUUGGAGUGCCAAGAAGGAUUUUGUGGUCUUCCAGAAGGAGAAGAUCAAGAGAACAUCGAGGAGUUGGUCGAAUGUUUCAUAACUUCUUCUCCAUGUUUCGCUGCUUUAGCCCUUCUUUGCCCUCUUUUUCGUCUUCAAGAUUGAGAUUGCCUUCUGCAUCUGAAGAAUCACAAAGUUAGAGUAGCACAACAGUGCUUGGUCGAUUGGAGAACUGAAUUGAGACAAGAUCGAGAAGGAAUACGUAUGGAUAAAGAAGAAAAAUUGCCUUUUUUUAUCUUUCUUUUCAGAUUUGAUGGUGUUUAAAUAAUACCAAGAUUCAAAUACCUUAUUGCAUACUUAGUUAUCUUCAAUUUUGUAAAUAGAGAAGCAGAUUCCCCCGUGGCUUCAGCGCUGUUGUGAUUGAUGUCAUCGCGGUUUGAUCAGAGUUUAAGAUCUUGCAGGUGCAUGAAUUCUUAAUAUGUUAGUCUUCAUGUUUAUUUAUCUCUUGUUAAAAUUUCUUUAUUUUGUA